AAAUAAAUAAGAAAGAGACACGUUGGUUGUCAGCAUUUGCCUAGAGAUGGCGUCUACCACACUCUUGCUGCUUUGUUUGGCACUAGGUACAGGCUUGUGUAGUGGACAAGCGGGUCAGACAAGCACUGGCUUACCUUCAGCCAAACUGAUCAGGUUCAUCCAAUCAGUCACUGGAUACGUGUCAGGUGAGAAACAGCUGACUGAGGAGAGAGAGAAAAACUUCCUCCACCCCCACUCUUUGAUUGAGGGCUAUUUCAUCCCAGUUGAUGUCAAGAUAUUCAACCCGAUCCCAACAUUCUAUUUGGAAGAACUUGUCAACAAAGUGACAUACCGUCGUCACAUUGUGACAGUGACCGAGGAUAACGAUGGGCUGAUCAUUGUGACACCCUACAACGUCACGGUUGAUGUCAAAUUCCAAAGAAACGGUACCCUGGACACCAAUGCUGUGUACAACAUAAAACGUGAAGAACUGGAGAGCCACGAGAACUGUGUGGCCGUCUAUAUAGAAGUGGAGGAGAAUGUGUUUCAUGGUUCCUGGCCUGACUGCUACAGUAGCAUAGAGUUGCACAACCCAAAGUACAGCAACAUUUGGACCUGUCACUACGUCACAACUCUCGUCUCACACCCGGGCGCUAAAGAGGGAGCUACUCCUGUUCCUUUUAUUCUCAACAAGGCUAACCGCCCGCUACUGCCGUACAUGACCAGAGGUCAAGUUUACAAAUCUACAUGUGGACCAAAACCCGUCGAGAGAGAACUAAAGUGGCCGUCUGCCUAAAGCUUACCGUUAGCGAGGGUGACGUAUUUGAUUAAAAUGAAA
This is a messenger RNA of Physella acuta, 817 nucleotides long. RefSeq lists its product as uncharacterized. Lineage: Eukaryota; Metazoa; Mollusca; Gastropoda; Physidae. Gene Ontology annotation, molecular function: lyase activity. The record is from RefSeq and is a predicted model, not a curated record. Gene Ontology annotation, biological process: protein-phycocyanobilin linkage.